CAUUUAUCUGAAACCUAUCUACGGUCACUUAAAAAUCUUAGACUACACGUGCUGAUUCAAAACAAAAAAAUUGAGGAAAAAGCGCAGCAUAAUGGAUGACGAUGACGAAAACUUCAGUAUGGAGGUUGUGGAGCCCGAGGACGCGGAGAGCGACAUGAAUUCGGACAGUGCUAGUGAUGCGGAGGACGACAGCGCCAAGCCCAAAGAAGUCUAUCUGCCCGGAAACGUGUUGGCCGACGAUGAGGAGCUGGUCUGCGACGAGAGUGCCUACGUAAUGUUGCACCAGGCUUCCACGGGGGCUCCCUGUCUGAGCUUCGACGUCAUUCCCGACGAGCUUGGGACAGGGCGGCAGGAGUUCCCGAUGACCGCUUACAUAGUGGCCGGCACGCAAGCCUCCCGCACCCACGUUAACAAUCUCAUUGUGAUGAAGAUGAGCAAUUUGUGCAAGACGCAGGAAGAUGACGAAGACGAGGAAUUAGAGGACGACCAGGACGACGUCGCAGACCGUGAGGAGCUAAAGAAGCCGCAGAUGACUUGCGCCCUGAUCAAGCACCAGGGUUGUGUUAACCGUGUGCGUGCCCGCCGUUUGGGUAACACGGUGUUCGCCGCCUCCUGGAGCGAGCUUGGCCGCGUCAAUAUCUGGAACCUGAGCCAACCCCUGCAAGCUGUGGAGGAUUCAAAACUGCUCAAGCAGUACGAACAGCACAACGAGACCCGUCCUGUAUUCUCCUUCGGCGGGCACCAGCAGGAGGGCUUUGCCGUAGACUGGAGUCCUAGCGCGGAGGGCGUGCUUGCCACGGGCGACUGUCGGCGGGACAUACACGUGUGGAGUCCCCUAGAGGACGGCACCUGGAAGGUGGACCAACGCCCGUUGGCGGGCCACUCUCAUUCGGUUGAGGAUUUGCAAUGGAGUCCGAACGAGCGCAGCGUGCUCGCAUCCUGCUCGGUGGACAAAACCAUUCGCAUUUGGGACUGCAGAGCGUCGCCGCAGAAGGCCUGCAUGCUGACCUGCCAGGACGCCCACGAGAGCGAUGUCAAUGUGAUUUCGUGGAAUCACUCUGAGCCUUUUAUCGCUAGUGGUGGAGACGACGGCUUCCUGCACAUCUGGGACCUACGUCAGUUUCAGAGCCAGAAGCCAAUUGCCACGUUUAAGCACCACACAGACCACAUAACCACAGUGGAAUGGAGUCCCUGUGAGGCCACUGUCCUGGCCUCGGGUGGCGACGACGACCAGAUUGCCUUGUGGGAUUUGGCUGUGGAGAAAGACACCGACCAGGCUCAGGCCCAGGCCCAGAAUGAAGAUGAGCUUAACAAGUUGCCACCCCAGCUGCUUUUUAUUCAUCAGGGCCAGAAGGAAAUAAAGGAGCUACACUGGCAUGCUCAGCUCCCGGGCGUACUGCUAUCCACAGCCCACAGUGGCUUUAACAUUUUCCGCACCAUCAGCGUAUGAUCCCCUUAAUCAGCUGGCCCAUUAUGCUAUGAGUUAACUACUAGAAGAUAAAAAAACAAAAUCAUUAGUGCCGAAAUGUUCUUUUAAAUGUAUAUGGAAUAUACAUAUAUUUUUCACACUUUAAGGGGGGUUAUCAAUAGCUGAGAAACGAUUUUUGUCUGCAUUAAUAAAAUCUAUAACUAUCUAAGAAAA
Molecule: messenger RNA, 1642 nt
Organism: Drosophila gunungcola (fruit fly)
Lineage: Eukaryota; Metazoa; Arthropoda; Insecta; Diptera; Drosophilidae
Product: glutamate-rich WD repeat-containing protein 1
Exons: 1
Coding region: 92-1450 (452 amino acids)
Molecular function (GO): protein binding
Source: RefSeq, a predicted model, not a curated record